AUGGGCACGACAGGAACCAUCGAUCGCAAGGCCCUAGAAAGCACCACACUCAGCAGCAACAAACAAGGGCCGUGGUGGAAAGAUGCAGGCCUUUGCAAGCUCAACUUCCUGCUCUUCUUCCUCAUGUUCAGCGAAUUCACACAGGGCUAUGAUGCAUCCUUGAUAAAUAAUGUGCAGCAAUUGAAAGUCUGGGAAACAGAUUUCAAUCAUCCCCAUGGCAGUCUUCUGGGGGCUAUGAGUGCCAUGUACUGGAUAGGCAACAUCGUCGGCGUCAUCUUCAUCUCCAGCGUCUCGGACCGAUUCGGUCGAAAAUGGUGUCUAUUCUUUGGAUCGAUCGUAUGUCUCGCCGGCACUGGCCUGGCAACAGGAGCCUCCAAUGCCGGUCUUUUUAUUGCCGGUCGUCUUUUACUGGGAAUUGGUGGUGUCGUUGUCGCUGCCAUUGGGCCAGUGUGGAUGAGUGAACUGGCGUAUCCAGAUCAGAGAGGGACGGCGACAGCUUUGUCGAAUUCUACGUAUAGUGCUGGGGCGAUUAUCGCCGCAUGGGUGACUUUUGGGUCUUUUCGAUUGACCAGUUCUUGGGCAUGGCGGGUUCCAACAAUCCUCCAGGCAUUCCCAUCCGUUAUCCAGAUAAUCGGUUCGAUCAUUCUGCCCGAAUCUCCCCGCUGGCUCGUCAGCAAAAACCGCGAAGAAGAAGCCCUCAACAUCCUAGCCAAAUAUCACGGUAAUGGCAACCCAGAUGACCCAGUCGUCCAAUUUGAAUUCCAUGAAAUGAAAGAAACCAUUGAGAUGGAAAUCAAUGCCAACAAAACCACCUGGCGAACCCUCAUCAACACGCGCGGAAAUCGCUGGCGAUCUUUCAUCCUCAUCUGGUGCGGAAUCUGCAAACAAUGGUCCGGCAACGGCCUCGUAAGCUACUACCUCAGCAGCAUGCUUAAAUCCGCCGGCAUCACGAAACAAAUCGACACCACCCUCAUCACCGCCACCAGUCAGAUGUUCAGUUUCGGCUGCUCGCUCGCUUUCUCCUUCUUGCCCAGUCGCGUCGGGAGACGGCCUCUUCUCCUCUGGUCGAUGGCACUGAUGUGGCUCGUCUUUGCCCUGAUCACCUCCUGCACGGGCGUGUUCGUGGAAACGGGGAAUCAGUCUGCGUCGUAUGCGACGGUUGCGUUUAUUUAUCUCUACAGUGGGGUUCAUAAUAUUGGGUGGACGGGGGCGAUGUUGUUGUACGUGGUUGAGAUCUUGCCCUAUUCCAUUCGCGCCAAAGGGAUUGCGCUCUUUUGGCUUAUUACUGGGGCCACCGGUGCUUUCAACACGUAUGUCAAUCCACUCGGUAUCGAUGCGUUUUCGUGGAAGUUUUACUUCUUCUAUGUGGUCUGGAUUAUCAUUGAGUUUGUCGUGGUCUACUUUUUCUUCAUCGAGACCAAAGGACCGAGUCUGGAACAGGUUGCUCUGCUUUUCGAUGGGAAAGAUGCUACUGUUGGACAGGUCAAUCCAGUGGCGGAGGAUUUUCUGGAUAACGGGGAAAAGUUAAAGGAAGGCAAAGGAGAGACUCGAGAGAUCGAAGUUGUAAGGCAAUAA
Molecule: messenger RNA, 1575 nt
Organism: Aspergillus wentii DTO 134E9
Lineage: Eukaryota; Fungi; Ascomycota; Eurotiomycetes; Eurotiales; Aspergillaceae
Exons: 8
Coding region: 1-1575 (524 amino acids)
Biological process (GO): carbohydrate transport; transmembrane transport
Cellular component (GO): membrane
Molecular function (GO): carbohydrate:proton symporter activity
Source: RefSeq, a predicted model, not a curated record